AUGGAUCGAUCUGACUCGGGCUUGAUCAAGUGGUCGCCAAGCGCAAACCGGGAUUCAUUUAUACAUAUCAAUUUACAACAUCGUGUGGUGCAGCUCUAUGAACCGACAGGCAUAGCCCAGGGAGGGCUGUUCGAGCACAGGAAACUCACAAAACACGAUGAUUUCCCGCCUCUCACCACCUAUGACUGGUCUCCGACCGUGCCCGGCCUGGUUGCCGUGGGCACAUCAACCGGCGUGGUUAACCUGUUGCGGGUCGACGACAACUCCAACGCCUAUCUAGAGCUCGGCCUGAAGAUGUCGCGCACUUGCCAGGCAGUGGCAUUCAAUACAACUGGGAAACUAGCCGUCGCACUUGAUAGGGUCAGGAGCGAUACCUGCCUACAUAUAUGGGACGUCAACCGUCUCUCGACUAUGGAUGCUACCGUCUCCGGCUUCCCUGCGAAUGCCCGGAUUCCUUCGGAGCCGGUUGAGAGGCUGGAGUUGAAUGCCUCGGUGUCUAGUGUCAGAUUCUUUGAGGACAACCCUAACGUGUUAGUUGCGGCUGUCAAGGGUCAAGGCUUGCGGAUCCAUGAUCUACGAGACCAAGGACAGGGGCCAGUCGCCCAGUUCCAAACAAAAUGCUGCAACAACCUGGCCAUCGACUAUGCCGACCAAAAUUACUUUGCGUCUUCUGCCCUCGACAUCCCCGGUGUCAUGAUCUGGGAUCGCCGAGCCACUAGCCGGCAUAACGCCAACCAGUCCUACAGUGAUGCCCUUGAACAGGACGGCCUUCCCUGGGGCGGAGCUCUGUGGCUUGACCGCGCGGUGCAGAACGAAACAAAUCCUUCCGAUAGCGGGGACUCCUUCAUACGUGCCCUCCGCUUUUGCCGUGACCAUGCGGGCCUGCUUGGUGUGCUCUCGCGAACUGGCCAGCUGAGGGUUCUGUCGACGAGACGCGAGCAUGUCGAAGACGACGUCAGGGUGGACGGUAGUCCCGAGCUCCUCGAGGUCAGACGGUCAUACGAGUUGGACCCUCUCUACACCGAACCCAACCGCAAAAAUGACAAGAUCAUCUCGUUCGACUGGAUCACCAUGAGCUCUCCCGUCCUUCAGCCCCGGGCCUUGGUGCUUAGGGCGAGCGGCGCUCUCGAAGUGCUGCAGAAGCCAUCCUUUACUUCAGAGCACCCCUUCAAGCUAAUACCAUGGCAGCCACCGCAUCGGGGGCAAGCCGAUGGGACGGAUUACCAGGAGUUGAUGAACUUCGAGCCGCCGCACGCACUUGAUAUUUUUGGCCCGUUCUUGACAGAACAGGCCCUUUCAGACAUACCGCUGUUUGGGCCAGAUAAGGCGAACGUCAGGUCUCUAGUAGAAAAGAGUCUGACAAGUGCAACGCCCGAUGACCGUCUCGUUACGGAGGAAUCUAAAGGCAGCAGCUCCUCUCUAUUGUUCGACGACGCAUCUCCAGUCGCCGACAAGCUCAAGGCACUGAGGUUGGCUUCGAAACAAGGGAAAGAACAGCCGGACGAGGCGCUUCUGUCUCAGUUGGAGCGGCACGAGAAACUGCUUACUGAUGCUAGGGACAUGGCGGGCCUUUCGAGCAAAGAACGGUUUGCUCUCGAUAACACCAUGCUUCUCCGCGCACAAGAGGGCUACCGCUUUGACUUUGUCAAAAACCAGGAGAUUGUCGCCGAUGAUCCCUGGCUGACGGAUGUUUGGGCCUGGGCUGCCGGCGCCGAAGCGGCCGCUGCCGACGGCGGGAUGAUAUCACACCCUCUAGAUAUUGGCUAUAUGGGAGUUCAUAGUGUCUGGACCAACGACCUUGGGAGCAAGCCUCAGAUGAGGCUGUCGGACGACUCGUUACCCCCUGACGAGGGCGGGUGGGAACGCUGUCUGAACGCGAUAAACAAGAAGCUUGGGGUACCCAAGUUUGACGGAACAGUAGAGACUAAGCGCUUACAUCACAGAGAGAUGUGUCUCGAGAUAUGCUGCCUCGGCCGCUCCUAUGAUGAAGAAUUCAAGCAGGCAGUGUCCACGUCGAGUCCGGGGAGAGAAUCGGCGUGGUACACCAUGGUCGCCGCCCAUGCCGUAUUCAGAGGAGACGUAAAGCGGGCUGUACAGGUGCUGAAAAAGGCCAGCUCAGAGCACCCGGAGCUGCUGUUCGUCUCGCUAGCGCUCCAGCUGAUCGGCAAGGCCGGCGACGACGACACCAAGACAGCACUCGAUUUCGACGAGAGGGUGGCCUGUAAGACAGACCCCUACCUGCGCGCAAUCUCGGCCAUCAUCGCGACCGGCAACUGGGCCGAGAUCGCCGAUCAGAGAUCCCUACCUCUACGCGACCGGUGCUUCGUCGCGGUCCGCUACUUCAGCGACGACGCCCUCACCGCCUGGCUCGAGCAGGAAGUGACCGCCGCGAUCAGCACCGGCGACAUCGAGGGCAUCAUCCUCACGGGCAUGACGGACCCGCUCGUCGACAUCCUCGCGCGCUACGUGCACAAGUUCAACGACACGCAAACGGCCACGCUCCUCCUCUCCACCUGCGCGCCGCGCUUCAUCGACGACAUCCGCGCCACCGCCAUGCGCAACGCCUACCGCUUCUACCUCCAGCGCCACCGCGCCUUCUUCUUCCGCGCCAAGUUCGACGUCGAGUCCACCCUCCGCAGCAAGCACCACGGCCGCCCCACCGUCCCGCCCCCCUCCCGCCAGAUCGGCCUGCGCUGCGUCUACUGCGACGUCGAGUUCAAAACCGAAUCCCUCCCGCCGCGCACCGCCGGCAGCGCCAGCGGCGGCGGCGGCGGCAUCCCACCCCUCCGAACGGGCCCCAGUAGCGGCUUCAAGCCCUCAACAACAACCACCACCAACACCACCGCCGCCUCCUCCGCCAUCCCCACCCCGACCUCGACCCCGACCCCGCGCACCGAAGCCCGCGCCCACCAGCAGCAGGCCAACCCUUAUACAGAAAAGAUGGUCGCCGCCGGCAUCAGCUGCCCCAGCUGCAAGCAGCACCUGCCGCGGUGCGUCGUGUGCCUCGAGGUCGUCGGCAUGCCGCGCAGCAGCAGUGGCAGCAGCAGCAGCGCCAGCGCCAGCGCCAACACCAACACCAGUGGUAAUGGUAGUGGUUAUGGUUAUGGUUAUGGCAAUGGUGGUGGUGGUGGUGGUGUUGGGAGCGAUCACGAGGCGCGGCGGCGCACUGCGCGCUUCCCGACCUUUUGUGUCGCCUGUGGGCACGUCCUGCAUCUGGACCAUGCGCGGCAGUGGUUUGCGCGGCAUCGCGAGUGUCCGGUGCCCGAGUGUCGGUGUCUGUGUAAUUCGAGGGUUAAUGAGGAGUUGGAGUAUGCUUAG
Messenger RNA from Chaetomium fimeti, 3318 nucleotides. RefSeq lists its product as uncharacterized. Gene Ontology annotation, molecular function: protein binding. The record is from RefSeq and is a predicted model, not a curated record. NCBI's taxonomy places the organism in Eukaryota, Fungi, Ascomycota, Sordariomycetes, Sordariales, Chaetomiaceae. The transcript has 5 exons. Gene Ontology annotation, cellular component: cytoplasm. The coding region runs from base 1 to 3318 and encodes 1105 amino acids. Gene Ontology annotation, biological process: positive regulation of TORC1 signaling.